AUGCAAGGAGGAAUUCGAGCAAUCUUCUCACACAGGAAUGUGCUCAAGAAUGCGAUUCUUCAUCAUGUGCGUGUGGUCCCUCCAGCAACGCGGUCUCUUAUGUUUACACGCCAUGAAUCGACCUCAGCUGCUCGCAUUGAAGAGCACGGUUUUGAGAGCACCAAGAUUUCAGACAUUCUGGCAGCCAAAGGGAAGGGUGCUGAUGGGUCCUGGCUCUGGUGCACAACCGAUGACUCCGUCUAUGAUGCUGUGAAGUCGAUGACUCAGCACAACGUUGGAGCUCUGGUCGUCGUUAAACCAGGAGAGCAGAAGGCAAUUGCUGGAAUCAUAACAGAACGAGAUUACUUGAGGAAAAUGAUUCUCCAUGGAAGGUCAUCCAAGUCAACGAAGGUCGGGGACAUUAUGACUGAGGAGAACAAACUCAUUACAGUAACGCCAGACACUAAAGUUUUGAAGGCAAUGCAGCUGAUGACAGAUAACCGCAUCAGGCACAUACCGGUGAUCAACGACACUGGAAUGAUCGGAAUGGUGUCCAUAGGAGACGUCGUGCGCGCGGUGGUGAGCGAGCACCGGGACGAGCUAAACCGCUUAAAUGCUUUCAUACAAGGAGGGUACUAGUUGACGAUGAGCGAGUGAUUUUCUCUUGCCGUGUCCAAGUUGAGGGACCUAAGUAUUGUAAAUAUUCUUGCUUUCUGCAUCUUCUGCUGUGUCUUGAGUAUGUUAUAUGCCUCAGGAUGAGACCUAUCAGCUGAGACUAAUAAUGUGCAGAAAGCUACUUUCUUGCCUUUGUUUGUCACUCAAAACCCAUCUUUUCAUGAAUCUUUAGAUGGUUCUUUUGUUGUUAAAAUGUCUGGUUUUUAUU
This is a messenger RNA of Sesamum indicum (sesame), 862 nucleotides long. The record is from RefSeq and is a predicted model, not a curated record. Lineage: Eukaryota; Viridiplantae; Streptophyta; Magnoliopsida; Lamiales; Pedaliaceae.